UGCUCUCGAUUGAGGUGGCCUUUACCUCAGCGGCAGCCACGGCCGCCCGGCCUGGUGCAGCAGCCGGGAAGGGGCCGCCCUGGCGCCGUCCCGCCGCCUCACCGAGCUGCCCGGGAAGGGGGAAGACGCGGGUGCCAUUCCCCAUGCUGCGGUGGCUGAUCGGCGGCGGCCGGGAGCCGCAAGGCCUGGCAGAGAAAUCAUCUGUACAGACAAUUGGUGAAGAACAAAUACAGAAUCCUUACACGGAGCUCCUUGUUUUGAAAGGUCAUCAGGAUAUAGUACGAUUUCUAGUGCAAAUAGAUGACUACAGAUUUGCAUCUGCAGGAGAUGAUGGAGUUGUAUUUCUGUGGAAUGCUCAGACUGGAGAAAAACUUUUUGAACUUCGUGGACAUGCACACAAGAUUACAGCUAUUACAUCAUUUUCUUCAUCAGAUGAUUCUGAAGAAAAAAAAUAUUUUAUUUUAACAGCAUCAGCUGAUAGAACAGUUAUUGUUUGGGACUGCACUAAUGGCAGACUAGUUCAGAAAGUGUCAUGUUUCCAUUCUACUGUAAAGUGUUUGACAGUUCUUCAAAGCCUGGAUGUAUGGUUGUCUGGAGGGAGUGAUCUAUGUGUUUGGAACCGAAAAUUAGAUCUCUUGUGUAAGACCAGUCAUCUUACUGAUGCAGGUAUCAGUGCUUUGGUUGAAUUGCCUAAAAGUUGUGUUGCAGCAGCAGUAGGCAAAGAACUAUUAAUUUUUAGGUUGGUUCCUUCUGAUGAUGGGUCUGAAGGUUGGAAUGUGUUUGAAGUAAAACGCCUUGUCGACCACCAGGACAACAUCUUGUCUUUAGUCAGUGUCAAUGACUUGACUUUUGUGACAGGUUCUCAUGUGGGUGAACUAAUAGUUUGGGAUGCACUUGACUGGACAAAGCAGGCAUCUGAGUGCAACUUCUGGGAUUCCUGUGCCAAUCUAGAUGUACAGCCAGAAAUAAAGUUAUCCCAAAGCCCAAAUGAAACUUCAAUUCAGCACUUAACAUCUGAUGAGGAGUGUGUGUUUGCAGCUAUUGGGAAAGGCAUAUACGUAUAUAAUCUUCAAAUGAAGCGUGUGAUUGCCUGCCAGAGGACUGCUCACGACUCCUCUGUACUGCACAUCGAGAAGCUUCCAAACAGGCAGCUGAUCUCUUGUUCAGAAGAUGGCAGUGUACGCAUUUGGGAGCUUCAAGAAAAGCAGCAGCUGCUGGCUGAGCCAGUUCCAACAGGGUUUUUCAACAUGUGGGGAUUUGGAAGGGCAAACAAGCAGACAACCCAAGCUGCUAAGAAGAUGCAGGAGAACACACCUAUGUAUUUCUUGGAGCUGGUUGGUGAUUUGAUUGGUCAUUCAUCAGCUGUACAGAUGUUUCUGUACUUUGGUGAACUGGGACUGGCUACAUGCUCUGCUGAUCACCUGAUUAUUUUGUGGAAGGAUGGUGAACGAGAAUCCAGACUCCGCAGCUUAACACUCUUUCAAAAAUUGGCACAAAAUGGUGAUGUGCAGCUGAAGUUUUAAGUUGGUCAAAUACAGGCUUUGUAUGUAUAAGCUGAAUGCGUGUUAAAUGGGAGUGUAAAGGGAAGUCUGAGCUACUGGGAAAGUGACUGUCAAUAAGGUUUACACUUAGUGUUAUGGAUUGUAUUGGAUUUUAUGUUAGUUGCUACUGCUCUUCUCGAAGGAGAAUUUUGCAUGUUGAAACUUAUUUGGCUUGUCCUGUUGGCAGAAAUUACGUUCUCUUGAGAGACUAAAGAUAAUGAGGACUCCUUAGAUAGUUUCUGUAUUAUUCGUAAUGUUUAAAAGUAACAUGGGUUUAUGUUAAAAUUAAGAUUUGUGAAAAUUCAUAGAUGUAUCAUAAUCAAAGCAAUUGGGGCCAUUCUGCAGUCUUAAGUGCAGAAAGGAGGCUCCAAAAAAAAUCUGAGUAACUUUUUUUCUUGAAACUAAACUUUAGCCACUGAUGGCUCAUGUUUAUGUAUCUACAAAAAAUCCCAACCAACCAAUUUUUGCAUUGUAAAUUACAAUCCUGUACCAAGAGUAAAAGCAAGAAAAGUAGGUGAUGGUGGUUUGUCAGGUUUUAAUUUUUUGUGACUUAGGGUACUUAGAUACUCCUCCCUUGCAAUAGCUACCAUUUUACUGUGAGUUAACAUGCACCACUGGAGUUUAUACAGCCCCAUUAUGAUGUCUAGCAUAAAGUGUGAUCAGUUUAGCUUUGUCUAUCAUGCAUUUAUCAAAUUAAUUUGUAUCUAAUAAAAAGAACUGGCCUUACUAUGGAUUUUCAGGAUGUAAAGUACUUUAUUAAGCAGUAGCAGCUGAUAUAUUCAAUACUAGCAAAACACUUCUGACACAUAAUAACUAAAUUUUUAGCUGAGAAAACUGCAGAGAAACCUGCACCAAGUUUUUAAGGAUAAAUAGUAUUUUAGCGUUUCAAGUUCUAAGUACACAAUGCUUUUUCCAAAUCUGAGGUAGCAGCAGUAAUCUGCGUGCUAACAAGAGUAGGAAAAACCCCUCAAGCUAAACCAAAAAUCCCAAACCAAAGCAACAAAUACCCAGAAGCAAAAAGAGAAAGAAAAGGCAAAGUUAAGCCCAAAGCUGAUACAAAAAAAUGGGAAGGAAGAUGAGAGGAGGAGUAGGUUACCAUUCAAAAAGAGAAGAGCUAGGGAAGGAGGGAGUCUGGAAACUCAGAGGUUGCAAAGCCAUCUGGAAGAGGGAUGCCACUGUCCUUGGGACUGCUCAGAAGGUCAAGCAGUUAAACAGUUCAGGACUAAGUCUCAUGCACCUUCUUGGUACCAUCUCUUCCCUUUGAAUCAGUGAGAAUUGUUUUCAGUGCAGGAGACAGGACUGUAAUUCCAGACUUCCAGUGGCUGCAGUAGUUAGUUACAAGUAAAGGGCUAAAUCUGUUUGAGUACAGAGGUCAAAAUGACCUAUUUCAAUAUGACUUCAAUUCAAUAUGACUCAUCUUUUAAUUUUUUUGAAUUCAGGAAAUUUAAGUCAGUAUUAAGUCCUGAGCUGCAUGUUCUUAGCUCAGGGUGGCUAUUCUAUAAGCCAGCACAGGAAAGCUGUUUAGAUUGACAUGCCUUUGAGUAUCUUGUGUUAAAAUUGGGGGAAAAAAUAUGUGUUAAACCUUUCUGCCUGUCAGUCUGCAUUGUUUCAGCUUGUUUUUAUCAGCAAUUGUUGCAUUUUUGGCUACCCAAUUACAAGUUGGGGAGAUCAGUUUCUCUUUGGCUCUUUUUUCCCUGUUGCAGGUGAGAAGUAACUGUUUAGUUGUAUGUAAACUGUAUGUUUACACAUUGUUACUGAAACCUUUAUUAUCUCUUGCUAUACCAUGAGAGCAGCUAUUUCAUUAUUUUAUGAGACUGCUUAUAAGUGACUUUAUUUCUUGUGUUUCUUUGGUAAAGAAAAAGAUAUUUAACUGAACAGUUCUAGUCACAAAACUCACUAUGUGUUUUACAGGGAUGUUAAUUCAUCCUUAAAUAGUCCUGCAUACCUGUAUAAAUAUUUAUAUCUGUCAAAAGUGCCAUUGUUCUAAGAUACACUCCAUUGGUAGUAGAUCUCCUAAAGGCCUCUUUCUUUAAAGAUGAACAAGUUGAAAGUAUUGAAAUUGAGUUCCUUGUUUUACAAAUGAACUUGGAGUGUAACAGUGAACACAGUAAGGCUAUACUAGCAUACUCCUGUUAAAUAAGAGUUUGUAACUUACUGUUGGGAGGUGAAGUGAGUAGAAGUAGUGUGAUUAGCUUAGAAGUUUUACUUCCAUCUUGUGUCCUUGUAAAUUUAUUUUUCAGCCUUGCAGUGGCACAGCAUUCUGUAUGUUCACAUUGUGAAACUAGACAUCUUUAUCAGACCUGCCCUUCAAACUUUUAUAACUCUAAGGCAACUGUUUUACAUAUCUGUGCACUACCAAGGGCAUGAAACAAGCAGUUGUAAGUCAGCGUGGGUAGUUCAGAGCCUAGGAGAUUUGACAUAACUGGCAGAUAACAGUCUGUGCUGAAUUUUACUCCUAAAGAGGAAAUAUCUCCACACAAAUUACGUUUUGCUUAGUCUCUGACUGUGGGAAGAAACAUAGGAUUUUCUAACAAAUAUACGGAUUCCAUGGUAACACCUGGACAGCAGAACUGAAGCAGACGUUUAUUUCUUAGUUCCUUCUACCAUUCAUGUUUUCUUUCUUGUGACAGAAGUGUGACAAAAAAUGAAUUGAAAUAUUUUACGUUGAUGUCAUCAAUACAGUGUUGCUGUAUGUAACAAAUUAAAUAAAGAUGACAAAACUUUGAGUCUUGUGAAAUUCUUUUCUCUAAUGCAAGCUGCAAUGGCUCUUCAGUCACCAGAAUAGUUAAAGUACAACCACAGAGAGCUAGUGCUUUCUACAUAAAGGAAUGGUAAAAGCAAACAGUUCUCAGUAUAAAAGACAAAGGUUCAGCUUAUCUGAGUAAAAAUCCACUGAAAAAUGUUGCAAUAGAUAAGAAAGAAUGAAUAAACAUACUUCACCAGAAACACCAUCCUUCAGUUCUUACACAGCA
Messenger RNA from Calypte anna (Anna's hummingbird), 4513 nucleotides. It is a transcript of the gene WDR41, whose product is annotated as WD repeat domain 41. Gene Ontology annotation, cellular component: lysosomal membrane. The coding region runs from base 144 to 1523 and encodes 459 amino acids. Gene Ontology annotation, molecular function: protein binding. Lineage: Eukaryota; Metazoa; Chordata; Aves; Apodiformes; Trochilidae. Gene Ontology annotation, biological process: regulation of autophagy. The transcript has 13 exons. The record is from RefSeq and is a predicted model, not a curated record.